AUGGGUCUCCUCGCACAGCUCUCCCGCAAGACCGGUGUCAUCGUCGGUGACGAUGUCCUCCGUCUCUUCGAGCACGCCCAGGCUAACAACUACGCCGUUCCCGCCAUUAACGUCACAUCUUCCUCCACUGUCGUCGCCUCCCUCGAGGCUGCUCGCGAUGCCAAGUCUCCCAUCAUCCUGCAGGUUUCCCAGGGUGGUGCCGCUUACUUCGCUGGUAAGGGUGUCAGCAACGAUGGCCAGGCUGCUUCCAUUGCUGGUUCCGUUGCCGCUGCCCACUACAUCCGUAGCAUUGCCCCUGCCUACGGUAUUCCCGUUAUCCUGCACACCGACCACUGCGCCAAGAAGCUCCUCCCUUGGCUCGAUGGUAUGCUCGAUGCCGAUGAGGCUUACAACAAGCUUCACGGCGAGCCCCUCUUCUCCUCCCACAUGAUUGAUCUGUCCGAGGAGCCCGUUGACUACAACAUCAACACCACUGCCGCCUACCUUAAGCGCGCUGCCCCCAUGAAGCAGUGGCUCGAGAUGGAGAUCGGUAUCACCGGUGGUGAGGAGGACGGUGUCAACAACGAGGAUGUUGACAACAACUCCCUCUACACUCAGCCCGAGGACAUCCUUGCCAUCCAGAAGGCCCUCGCUGCCAUCAGCCCUUACUUCUCCAUUGCCGCUGGUUUCGGUAACGUCCACGGUGUCUACAAGCCCGGUAACGUCCGUCUGCACCCCGAGCUGCUCUCCAAGCACCAGAAGUACGUCCAGGAGCAGCUGGGCUCCAAGUCUGACAAGCCCGUCUACUUCGUCUUCCACGGUGGUUCCGGUUCCUCCAAGGAGGAGUACAAGGAGGCUAUCAGCUACGGUGUCGUCAAGGUCAACGUCGACACUGACAUGCAGUACGCAUACCUGUCCGGUGUCCGGGACUUCAUCCAGAACAAGAAGGACUACCUCCAGACCAUGGUUGGUAACCCCGAUGGUGCUGACAAGCCCAACAAGAAGUUCUUCGACCCCCGCGUGUGGGUUCGUGAGGGUGAGAAGACCAUGUCCCAGCGUACUAAGGUCGCUCUUGAGGACUUCAACACUUCCAACCAGCUGUAAAAAGAUGUGUUGUGUUUUUGUUUCUUAGGAAUUCCCCC
Penicillium angulare is the source of this 1121-nucleotide messenger RNA. RefSeq names its product fructose-bisphosphate aldolase FBA1. Gene Ontology annotation, cellular component: cytosol. Lineage: Eukaryota; Fungi; Ascomycota; Eurotiomycetes; Eurotiales; Aspergillaceae. The record is from RefSeq and is a predicted model, not a curated record. The coding region runs from base 1 to 1083 and encodes 360 amino acids. Gene Ontology annotation, molecular function: fructose-bisphosphate aldolase activity; zinc ion binding. The transcript has 3 exons. Gene Ontology annotation, biological process: gluconeogenesis; glycolytic process.